AUGGCGCGUCGAACAACAAAUCGGAAACAACAAGGAAAUGUUCUAAAGCAAGCAUGGGGCUGGGCUGAUUACACUGAACCAGAAAAUGUCAUCAAAGAUAACGUUGAGAGUGCCUAUAGAAUAAAUACUGCUGCUUGCUCUCAGGGAAAUUGCAGGAGGAACUGCAAAGCAAAUCCAAACUGUUUCAAUUGCCUUGGGGAAAGAUUUUGGCUCAGCGAAAUUAAAGAUAGUUACUGGUUAAAUUGUGAAGACCCUGAAAAUGAAAGACGACCAGAGAAUGCUUUUGUUGGGCUCAAGAACCUUGGAGCUACAUGUUAUGUCAAUACAUUUUUACAGGUUUGGUUUCAUAAUCCAGUAUUUCGAUCAGCUAUGUACAAGUACAUCUCUCCCAUGAGUGUAAGACAAGAAGGCAAGGUCUCUGUAAAUGGUUUGUCAACAUCAGAAGCUAUACAAAGCAGCCCAGAACACCCUGAGGUGACUAAUCAUAGCAGUCAUAAUGGUGAAACCUCAAAUAAACCUUCCAAAGAUUCUUCUGAAUUUAGUCAUGGCAGCAGUGAGAAUAGGGAAUCCCUGGAUAAAUCUCUUGGUGUGCGAACAACUCCCAGUAAGGUGUCCACUGUCCAGCAGGCUCCGUUACUUCCCUCUACAACCAUACUGGACUCCGAUGAAGCACCAACAACUGUUUGUGGACAUCUUCAGCUGUUGUUUGCUCAGUUGCAGUACAGUUUUCGAAGAUACAUUGAUCCAAGUCCAUUUGUUGACAGUUUAGGACUUGACACAGCACAACAGCAGGAUGCUCAAGAAUUUAGCAAGCUAUUUACUUCAUUACUUGAAGAAACUUUCUCAAAUCAGGCUGAGCCUGAGGUGCAGAAUAUUGUUCAGUCUCAGUUCAGAGGGGACUACUUCUAUGUCACAGAAUGUUUGAAGUGUGGAAACAAAUCCAAGAGGCUCUCUCGCUUUUAUGAACUGGACCUUAACAUCCAAGGCCACUCCUCAUUGAACCAGUGUAUCAAGGAGUUUUUAAAGGAAGAAAAGUUGGAUGGUGACAAUCAGUACUAUUGCACUCAGUGUAAUAGCAAACAGAAUGCAGCUCGUUACAUUGAACUAGACUCCCUUCCUCCUGUGCUCAAUUUGCAGCUGUUGAGAUUUGUCUUUGACAGGAAAACAGGAUACAAAAAGAAACUGAACUCAUUCAUUCAGUUUCCAGAUAAUCUUGAUAUGACAGAACAUGUCAAGAAUGGAGGCUUUGGGUCCAACCUUGAGUAUGAGCUGAGUGCAGUUUUGAUGCAUUUUGGAGUCAGUGCAUAUUCAGGGCAAUAUGUAGCUCACAUCAGAGACAAGAAGUCUGGGUCAUGGUACAAGUUUAAUGAUGAAGACAUUGUCAAGAUGCAAGGAAAGUUGAAGCUUUCUCAGGAUGAGGACUCAACAGACACCAGUCCCAAGCCUGCCAAAAGGCCAAAAUGUGCUCAAGGAUUUCAUGUGUCAAAAAAUGCGUACACUCUGGUGUACACUUUGAAAGGGCAUAAAGGUGCAGGUUUAUCGCUAUGCAACAUUGAAAUUGUCUUCCAGUGUGGAGGGAAGAGNCGUGAAAAGUCGAUUGCCAAAGGACAGCAAAGACAAGCUGAAAUAAAGAGACUUUAUUUUGAAAUGCCGAUAUCUUCAGAUGAAGAUUAUGAAUGGAUUUCUACCAAAUGGCUGAAGGACUGGAUGAAUGAAAAAACUGAGACACCGCCAGUGGACAACUCCUCUUUGCUCUGUUCUCAUGGAAAACUUCAUCCAAAUCAAGUGCUUAAUGCCAAGAGGAUCAACGUCAAAGCUGCUGAUGAAAUAUUCAGAAAUUACGGUGGUCUGCCCAGACUUCAAAGUGAUUCUCUGUGUAUCAAAUGUGUAAAAGAGCAGUGUAGAAGAAUACGAUUCGAAACUCGGCUGACUGAUGACUACAAGUUUGUGUCAGAUGCUUUGAAGUCUCAGCAAUCCAACAGUGCAAAUUUUUUUUGGGUUGGUCGGCGCUCGCUUCUUCGAUGGAAAGCUUUGGCAAAUUGCGAAGAAGAGACACGACAAAGUUUGAUGGACAGCUGUCGAGUUACAGCCAAUCACGAAACAGAAGACGAUGACUACGAUAAGGCCAAAGAGAAUGAAACUAGUGAUGCAAGCAUGACAGAAGACGGGGGAAAACAACAGAAGUUGGACAGGGAUCUACAGCACACCGCUGAGGAGGAGGAGGAGGAGGAGGACGAAACAAAUUCUAAAUUUAAUGAAGAUUUGCUUUGUGAACACGGUGGUCUCUCCUCUGACGAAUCGUGUCGACGCCUUGUACCAGAUGUGGUGUGGCAGAGGUUGAAAUAUUACUUUCCUUCCUCGUCUGAAUUCCCAGCUGCUCAUUCAGCGUGCAGAGCUUGCCAGGCAGAUGAUGAAGAAGAGCGUCAGAAGAAUGAGCUUCACAAACUACUUGCUUCAGAGCAGAGAACUGCUAUGAGUCAAUUGUAUCUCGACAGGAACCGGCCGUCGUUUGAUAACUGCGAUUCGUUCGUUGCCUGUGCGGUAUCAAAAGAUUUUAUCGAUCGAUGGAGGCAGUUCUUAAGGUACCCCAUAAGGAAUAUUCCGCCUGGAAGAAUUAUUAAUGCACCUUUGCUUUGCCCCCAUGAGAAGUUCCUCUUCAAUCCUGGCUGCGAAGAUGACGUGGAUGGUGCGAGCGAAAUGUUGCACUAUGUUUGGGAACACGAGUGGAACGCGCUCACUCAAACCUAUCAGCACGAUCACGUGAUCACCGUCAGGAAAACGGUGACUGAAGAAGAAGUGAGGGAACUGGCGACUAACCCUGAGUUGUGCACAGAUUGUUGCUUUGCGCGCAUACAGGAGAGAGCUCUGCACGUUGAAAACUAUCGCUAUGGCACAAUCUUCGUGCGCAAAAUCACGAAGGAUCACAGUGAGAAGGACGUUGAGCAAGUAUUAAACAGUAGUACUUCCAGCAAAGACGGUUAUUCUUUCGACCCAGAUUUCCAGUCUCCACCGGAUAGCAAGAAACAAAAACUUAACCGCGACCCCAAGGCACGAAGAAGUUCCAGGCAUCGUAAACAACGUGGAGAAGUCUCGCUCACUGUUGGAUCAUCUGAGACCUUACGGGAUGUCAAAGUACAGUUGAUGAAGAGUUUCUCGGUGAUGCCGAUAGACCAGCACCUCACCUUAAAUGGCAUCCCUCUCACUGACAAUGCAGCUACGCUCCGUUCAUUAGGAAUCAGACCUGGAUCUUUAUUACUACUGAAGGUCCGUAACAUGAGGAUACCCUAUGAUAGUUACAUGGCAUAUCAUCCUUAAGAUGAUCUUGGCAUUUUA
Messenger RNA from Stylophora pistillata, 3333 nucleotides. RefSeq names its product ubiquitin carboxyl-terminal hydrolase 48. Gene Ontology annotation, molecular function: cysteine-type endopeptidase activity; protein binding; cysteine-type deubiquitinase activity. Gene Ontology annotation, biological process: protein deubiquitination. The record is from RefSeq and is a predicted model, not a curated record. NCBI's taxonomy places the organism in Eukaryota, Metazoa, Cnidaria, Anthozoa, Scleractinia, Pocilloporidae. Gene Ontology annotation, cellular component: nucleus; cytosol.